AAUGGAUUUUGAGGCAGCGUACAACCGGCUUGUAGAACAGCACCUGGUGACUCUGGAGGGUGGAGAACCAGAUAAGGCUCUGCGCGCCGACAUCUCACCUAGCUUUCAGCGGAAGCUGUACGAGCGAUGGGUGAAGGCCCAGAUGAAACUGCGCAAGCAACAUAUUCACUCGCGCUUUGGCCCUCGUCUACCUAGUGAGGAGAAGGUCAGCAAGUGGAUCUCUGAUCAGGGAUGGAGGAGCAACAUACCCAGUGCAGCCCAGUUCGUCAAAGAAUGGAAGCCCCAUGGAUCCGUGGACAGCGCAUUGGAUGCUAAACAGAUCCGGAGACUCACAAGGACCCAGAGGUGGAAAGGACUUGUUGUGACGGAAGAUGGAGGGAAGGGCAAGGGCGUCAUUGCCACCCGAAGAUUUCUGGCUGGUGAGGUGGUGUGUGACUACCACGGGCAGGUCGUCACAGCCUCAGAGGGACACAGCACUCACAGCACUGUGAGUGCGGAGGACGGUGUUCACGUUUUUUUUUUCUCGAAAACAUGAAUGGACAGGAUAUAUGCAUUGAUGCACAUUCGCCUUGCUGUGAGUGCCAUCCAGACCGACAGACUUUUGGGCGGUUAAUCAACCACUCAAGGAAACGUUGCAACCUGAGUGUAGCCCAGGCUUAAUAACGAGAAACACUAUUUAGCUGUCUAACCAAGUCACAAAAGGGUUAACUUUGAUUUUCUUGUUAUCUUUGAUGGAUUUGUACAUGAACAAAUGGGUGAACUCUAUGAGGCAGUGAACUGACCAAUCAGCUGCCAGCUAGGCUCUGUUACAGUUACACCUCUAGGUUAGUGUCUCUGCACGUUCUUUUGGCGCUUGCACCUGAGCAUAGGAGGCUGCGUUACUCACUUGGUCCGGUUUUGGUAAAGAGUUGGAAACAUCGUGCGGAGAUCCUUUCCACGGAAUGAUACAGAUCCCCACGUUCCAGGCGUUCUCCCAGAGAUUCAUAGAUUCCCAGUCCGGGGGGCUGGGUGGCGAGCCAACCGUGUUUGUGACUCUGACUUUAGACGAAUUGCCAGGAUCAUCUUCUUCAUCUUCAUGGUGGUAGGACAAACACUAACACAAACUAAAAAGGGCCCAACGUUGGUGACUGAACUUUUGUCAACAAAGGCAAGUGAAACUGAGGACGAACUAAGCUCAAGGGAAUUUAAAAAGGGAUUUAUUUACGUGCUACUUUAUUAUUUUGGUUUGUUAUUUUUUUCCAUAACUUUUUUUGUAUAUGUAUGUACCAGCCCAUGUGUGUUUAAUACAUUUUAUGCAAAUUGUCAUUCUGGUGUGGUAUUCUUUUUAUUGACCUUCAAUUCUCAGGCUCUUAACAAUUUAGCAUCUUCUGAUUCUGGUCCAUAUUCAUUUUACUGAUAACCUCUAAGACUACUUUAGACUACUACACCUAUGUACAUUCUUACUACCUCGUAAUAAGGGUUACAUGAGGCCCAGAGCAUACACUCUUCAAAACGGGGAAGCAAUUAUUAUUUUCCUGGCCACAAAGAACAUUAAAGAAAAUGAAGAACUUUUGUUUGAUUAUGGUGUUGAAAGAAGGUCUUUUAUAGGAAAGGGUUUAAACCUCCUUUGGGUAUGAAUGUGUAAAUACAUGUGAAAAUUCGUGUAAAUACUAGUGUAAAAAAAAAUAUGUAGAAUGUGCAUAAAUACGGCCCGUAUUACUUAUCUUCUUUUUUUUAAUGAAUGAGUUUUUCAAUGUAAAUAAACUUGCCUUGGCUUCUGACUAGUUUAUAUUAAUAUGCUCACUAGAUAUGUGUCACUAGAUAUAUCACUAAUAUGUGUCACUAGAAUACCGGUGUAAAUGUGAAAAUACUCCUCUUUAAAAAAAAAUUGCAUUUGUAUGAGUGUAUAAAUCAGUUUUGGAACAAGAAUGUAAGUUUACCCUGUAACGAUGUGCUCCCAGUUUAUUUAUUAUUGGUGUGGUUUGGUGUAUAUUGGUUUAUUUCCUAUACAAGAAAGUCUUUUAUAGCAAAUGGGGUUAGACUUCUUUUGGUUAUAAAUGUGUAAAUGCAUGUAUAAAUGUGUGUAAAUACUCCUCUGUAAACAAAAUGUGUAUGUGCAUGAGUGUAUAAAUACAAUUCAUAACAGGAAUUUAAGUUUACACUGUGAAGAUGUGCUCAAAGUUUGUUACUGAUGUAGCGUCAUUCCUUGUAGACUUUCACUCAUAUCACUUAUUAGCUGUCUGUUACUAGCCCUUUGACGAGCUGUGCCUUCCAUGAAAUGCAUCAGCUGCCCAUUAAAAAUGUUGUUGAUGUCACUUGUUGUGACAUUUUUGUUGAUUAGCUAGACAGAAGGAGACCAGAAGUUUUUACUGAAAAUAUCUACCACCAACCUGCACAUACAUGGUUGAUGACCCUGAUUCUGUUACUCAGCUCACAGUCCGGAGCGAGAUCCUGCAGGAUGUCGGGUGGUGAUGAAUUCUGAUGGCUUGCUCUCGGUGUCUUAGAUAGGGAUACGUAGUGCAAGUCCAAACUCAGACUCCUUACUGGGUGGCUUAUUCCUGUUCGCAGCGGUCAGGUUGACUUAAAGACAGAAGGACACCAGAAUUUUUAAAGGACUGAAAAGGUCUACCUCUAAUAAACCAUGAGCACAUCUUAGCUAGUGACAAUGGGACAUUUUUCCUAUGAAAUGUAGAAGUGAUCUCAAAAUUUAAACAAUUGCUGAGAUUAAUAGAAAUAAAUUGUUGAAUAUCGA
Molecule: messenger RNA, 2731 nt
Organism: Ictalurus punctatus (channel catfish)
Lineage: Eukaryota; Metazoa; Chordata; Actinopteri; Siluriformes; Ictaluridae
Exons: 3
Coding region: 2-535 (177 amino acids)
Source: RefSeq, a predicted model, not a curated record